AUGGCAGAGUGGCUAAACGAAAACUUUGGAUCUUCCGAAGACGAUUCAGACGGAGAAUUUGUGCCGAAUAAUCUUGACGGUGAAGAAGACGACGACAAUAGCGACACUUCGUCUUCGUCUUCGUCCGAUGACCCCUCAGAUUCUUCGUAUACUACAGCACCGCAUGGUAAACGUAAACGUGGCAAUGGAAAAAAGGCUACGCCCACAACUAAUGGACGAGGAGGAAGAAAAGGUAAAAUGCCAGCAAAAGUGCGAAAAACAGUGUCGUCGCAUAAUGUGGGACAUUCGUCACAAAUGGUAAUAGGAAAUGGCGAAACAUCUUGUGAGGCAACACCUAAACGUAAUGGGAAUUCUGUAGCAGGAAUUUUUGAACCAGACAGCUUAUCUCUAAAGAAAUUAUUUGUACCAUUCCCGAUUUUCUCGGACACAUUCAAGGAAUUUCAUGAAGCACAAGAAUCAGAAUACAAACGACUUCUCGGAUACGAACGCGAAUUCAGAGACGAAAAAGACCAAUUACAACGCGAAAUCAACGACUUGAAAAGUCGAGCAGAUCAAAAAAAGAACCUACUAAAGACAAUAUCAAACGACAACGAAUUACUGAAGCAGAAAAUCGACACGUUACACGAAACAUUGAAACCUGUUUUCAAUCAGUUGAUUGGGAUUGACAAGUUGGAUGGUUAUACUGUCGGCCCGUUUUUGUUGGAGUUUGGGCGGCAGAUUCGAGAGGGUACUGAUUGA
This is a messenger RNA of Ambispora gerdemannii, 738 nucleotides long. NCBI's taxonomy places the organism in Eukaryota, Fungi, Glomeromycota, Glomeromycetes, Archaeosporales, Ambisporaceae. The record is from the annotation of a GenBank genome assembly.